Molecule: messenger RNA, 3633 nt
Organism: Leishmania braziliensis MHOM/BR/75/M2904
Lineage: Eukaryota; Euglenozoa; Kinetoplastea; Trypanosomatida; Trypanosomatidae
Exons: 1
Coding region: 1-3633 (1210 amino acids)
Biological process (GO): sister chromatid cohesion
Cellular component (GO): cohesin complex; nucleus; chromatin
Molecular function (GO): chromatin binding
Source: RefSeq, a predicted model, not a curated record
AUGUCGGCGAAGAAGUCUACCCGAUCGCGAUGCGAGCCCUCUCCGCGCGCCUCCCAGCACAGCGAGGAGGUGAAUGCGGCGUCAGAGGUGUACGAUGUGGCAUCCCUGCUCAUGGACGACGCAGCGGCCACUCCGCACCAGCGUGGCUCUCAACCGCCGCAAAAGGCGUCCAAGAAGACGUCCCGGCAGGAUAGUCGCGGAGGCGCUGCUGUUGACGGAGCGACUACUGCAGCGCAGCAGCCGAUCUUGGCAGCGGCUGAGGCCGCCUCCCUUGCCGAGUCGUCGCUACAGCUCCUUGUGAACGGCACUAGCGUCGUGUUGAGUGCCACUGAGGCAAUUCUCUCUGUGUACCGGGGUGGAGACAAGGAGCGAGCCCUGUGCGCUAUUCUUAACGUGCUUGCAAAGGCGUCCGGCGUCGCUGAAGUGGAGCUGGACGCGAGUGCGCUCGUCGACGGAGUGGAGAUACGGCCACUCCUGGAAGAGCUGUAUGCGCGGGUACCGGAGGACUCGGAGGCGUACCUGCUCGUGAAUAAGGAUGCACAGUACAAACGCUUUCGGCGCACCCUUCCGGCGUGGUGCGCGUUGUUGAUACAGGACGGCUUUGCGUCGGACGUGUUGCUGGACGAGACCUUUUUGCCUGUUCUCUCACAUUGGAUCAUCGCCAUGAGCGAGAGUAAGUCGCGUUCCUUUCGCCAUACUGCUACUGUGGCACUGCUCGCGUUUGUGCAAGCGCUCUCCAGCGUGGCUGCUGACCUGCAGAGUCAGCUGGCGCUGCUGCGCACGAAGAAGGAGAUCAGCGCCGUUCAGCGGAAGCGCGACAAGGUCGUCGAGUGGCGCGAUCACAUCUUCUCGCAGGCCAUCCAUCAGAGACUGCGCGACAUUGCUCCAGAUAUCCGCCUCGCCGGCUUCCAGGCACUCCGUCGGUGGAUUCUGGAGUUUCCGGACGAGUUUAUGACGAACAAGUACCUGCGCUACCUUGGCAUGCCGCUUCACGACAAAAGGCCAGAGCUUCGAGCCGAGGCGCUGGACACAAUUUUGCAGGCCCUCGCCCGCGUCCCGGAUGCCUACAGUCGGCUGCAUCUGUUCCUGCAGUACUUCACGAGCCGACUGGUGGAGCUGAGCAACGACGUUGACCUUCACUGCGCGGAGCUGGCCAUUCGCGUGGUUGCCAUGAUGGUCCGCAGCGACAACGACGUGCCCGAGGGAAGUGAGCUACUGAGCAACGAGAAGGUGGAUCAGGUUCUCUUGACUCUUUUCGACGAGCGCCCGACCAUCCGCGCCGCCGCGGGUAUCCUGCUAAAGGUCUUUAUCCACUGCCGUACCUCGGCGGAAGAAAGCGAGGCAGCCCAGGUGAGUGUUGCCACUGAGCUCCUAUGCUCCUUCGCUGCCACGCUGCGCUCGCAGUACCGCGAGGCAAUGCCCGAGAAGUACUUGAUUGACGCUCUCUGGACACCAGAGAGACCGCCGCUGUUACUGACCGAGUUCCAGCCCAUCCUCGCUGCCGCGCAGUCGGACAAGCCGCUCGACGCCCUGGUCGGCUUGCAGUUGAUGGCGGCACUGUUGCUGAAGGUGCAGGGACGGCUGACGCUGGGGCCAGUGCCGAAGGAUGACCGCCGCGGCGGCGCGGUGACAGCAAGCAAGAAGAUUCCGCCCAUGGCAAAGGAGGAGGCGGAGGUGCUGCUGCAUCGCCUCAGUGAGGAUGCAGUGAAUGCUCUGUGCACCAUCCUGGAGGUGCACUGUGGCACAGAGGAUAUUCUGCAAGCCGCCGCGGAAGUUUGUGCUGCACUGGACCUCUCCACCUUUACUUCACAGCGUCAUCAGGCAGCCCUGUCAGUCCUUCUGAUUGAGCUGCGGAAGGCAACGCUAAACUCACCGUGCACCGCCCUGGAAAUACGCGAGAGUCUCACCAAGGCGUGGCAUCAUCUGGCCUUCACAGCGCACCCACUGCGCACCGAAGCGCAUGCCCACCUGCAAGAGCUACUCAAGAGUGUCAUGGUGCAGUUUUCGCGAGCGGCCAAAGCGUUGUCGAGAGGCAGCGAGGGAAAUUCGCCGGCUGAUACCGCUGAAAUGCUGCACGCGUGCGCCCGUAUGAACCUGGCCUCAGCCCUCGCUCCUAUCGGGGCACACUGGCCACAAAUUCAAACGGUGCUGGCGGAGAUUCUGGCGGCGCAGCCGGCUGCCGACGCGUCGCUAGUGAUGUUGGUGGUUGGCACCGCCGUGCAGUGUCUUCUCUGGCAGGUGAGCAGCUACGCUGACGAGACGAACCCGGCGCUGUCACUAUCGGAUCUGAAGGCGCACAUGCGGGACGUGGUGACCAGUGUGUUGCGGUAUCAGGCGGAGGCAGAGGACGGGGCGCACGCCAUCGACUCACCGGGUGCUGCGGCAGAUGGCGUUCCUGUGCUGCCACGUGCGGAGGUGUUUGCCUACCUCUGUGAUCUUCUGGCUCUCCCGUAUUACGAUCUAGCUCAGGUGCAGCAGGAAGUGCUUGUGCGGCUGCUUCGCGGAUUGUACGAGCAGCUCUCUGCAGAGCUGCGUAGCGCUCAGGACUACUUGAAGGUGCACUUGCUGGGGCACAGAGCCCAGCAGCAACAGCACCCAUCUCAAGCUUCUAACUGGGCGGCAGCGGGCCUGGCUGAAUUAGUCACGGCGCGACGCGUCUGCUCGCGUGUGGAGGCGCUUCAGCUCCGGCUCGUGACGAGCGUUUCGCGACUCUUCCUCUUUAAGCGGCUUGACUCCGUCUUGGCGGCGUCGUUCUUAUCGCUGUGGACACACACGCCGUCAAAGGCGGUCUCCAAUACGUUCAAGAGCCUUUUCCACACUCUGCGCGAUCUCGCCGGUGACGACGGCUUUACUCUUGAGCGGGACAUCCUCCUCGCGGCGUACCAUUACUGCGCCGAGGUUGGCGCGACACCGGUUUCUGUUGAGGCGCUCUACCAGAUAGGGUUAAAGCUAUCUUCGUUGCACUUUAUCGGCACAGACCGGCUGUACUCGUGCUGUCCGGCCAUGGUGCGCUUCGGCGUGGACUUUGCCACGUCAACAGACCCACUUCUUCUGCAGGCUGUUACGUCGUACGCUGGAAAGCUGCGUCCAACUGAUGCGCUCCACGUGCUGCGGGAUCAGCUGAGCCGGAGCAGCAUGUUCACAGAGGCCACCAACUCUUAUGUGCAUGCUUUCGUGGCUGCCUUGCGGAAAGCUGCAAAGCUCGACGACUCGGCCGUAUCCUCGUCAAUGGCUGGCGGGAAGCGCCAACGGGCUCUGACCGGCGCGACAGAGCUGGCGGAGGAAGAGGGCAUGCUCAACGCGAUCACGCAAGGCUUAUCUGCGGGCGCGAACGCUGCCGCUGGUGCAGCCUCCUCGUCUGCCCCCUCAGUUGACCGAAGGCAACGUAUCUCGGUCGCGUCACGCGUGGUGACCGCUGACGGCUGGCACGUUCGUGCUACUGGUGCGAGUCAGGGUAGUGCAGAGGAUGUCGUCGAGGUCGAUGCCACGCAGGAUCAGCGAACCGUCGCCGCCGCCGCCCGUCCCCACCGCUCUGUGGUCAAUGUUCCCACCACGCAGGAAACGGCACUGUCAUCCCUGGCGGAUGCGUUGGACAGCGACGAGGUGUUUGUGGCGACCGAAGAGUACGAGUAG